UAUUAGUGUCAAAGGAUGCGUAAAAUUUUCCGUCGUUUUCCCUAUCGCCCGCCCCUCAGAUUUCCAGAAAGUCGCCGUGAAGUUGAAGACCGUGAAACAUCUUCAACCUCACUCGGCCUCGUAAUGGAGAAAGGAAAUUCCCACACUGCCCCAAGGCCUCAUCCCGACGACCGCAUCAAGCUCAACGUCGGCGGCAAGUACUUCGAAACGACUUUAGAAACGAUCCAGGCCGGCGGACCCGACUCUCUCUUAGCCGCCCUAUCAAACCGCUCCACCGACGACCCGAACCCGGUUUUCAUUGACCGGGAUCCGGAGAUCUUCUCCGUCAUCCUCUCUCUUCUCCGAUCGAAAGGCCUCCCCUCCGCGGCUCGCCUAUUCUCCAAGCAGGAGCUCGCCGAUGAAGCCCUCUACUACGGCAUCGAGUCGCAGCUUAAGUCGGCGAUGUCGCCGCCUCCUCUUUCUGGAAUCGACGCAUCAAUUGUCACCACCGUCCAACCCGCCUACGAUGGCUGUCCUUCGGCGAUUACCGCAGGGGACGACGGCUCCGUCUGGAUAGCCCAUGGCGGCCAGAUAUCCAGCUACGAUUGGAAACUCAGCUACGCCGGAACUCUACGUACGCAUUUGGAGGACAUAACCUCGAUUUGCCGUGUGUAUCCUGAUAUCGCCGCUAUAGGAUCCGAAUCCAGUGCAGGACUUCACUUCUACGAUUUCUCAGGCGUGCGAAACCUCGGGUCGAUCCACUGGACCGACCCGGAAGAUCCCAGAAUCUUCAAGGCGCGAGUCACCGCCAUUGCCGACUCGCCAAGCUCUGUCUUCGCGUCAUUCGAUUGCUCCCACAGAGAGAAUUGCAUCCUCGUGAUCGACAAAUCGACUCUCAAAAUCGUAUCAGAGCUGAGCCGGCAACCGGGGAGCUCCGCAAAGAACCUGGCCGUGGGAAAGCUGAGGUGGCUUCCGGAGACAGGACUGAUCGUCGGGAGCUCCGUCACGUGCGGCGCCUUUGGUUACUCGGGUUACAUCCGAUUGUGGGACCCGAGGUCGAAUGGGGUGGUUUGGGAGGCGAACGAACCGGGUUCAGGCCGGAGCAGUCGGUUCGGGGAUUCGUUCGCCGACGUGGAUGCCGACGUUGAGGAGUCGACCCUGUUCAAGUUGUGUUCAAAGUCCGGCGACUUGGCAGUGGCAGACUUGCGUAAAUUAGGGGAUGAUCCGUGGGUAUAUUUACAAGACAAGAACCCAAGCUUGAGGUACACCGGCGGAGAUGGGACGGGUGGAAAUAACAAUAGUGUGGUGAGGUGUUACAGAAAGCAAGUGUUUGUGGGGAGGGAAGGUGGGUUGGAGGUUUGGUCGAAGGUGGCAGAAGCAGAACGCAGGGUGGAAAUAGAAAAUGGGGUUUGUGAGGGGUGGUAUAGGAGGAAUUUUGUUGAUAAGGUUGAGGAUUCUGAGAGAGGGAUUAUAAAGAAAAUCGAAGGUGGCGGCGAUAGGCUGUUUGUUAUAAGGGAAGAUGUUGAGGGCAUUGAGGUGUGGGAAAGCUCUCAAUCUUCGGGUGCAAUUUCGGUUUUGUGACUCCAAAGGAAAGGCUUUGUAAUCUGUGUGAUAACACUUCAUUGCUUCUAUGUUUUUCGUUUCUCGGCAUGUUGGUAUCUUUGCAACUUGUCACAAAUUUCAUUUUUUUUGCUUCGUUUUAAGAAUAUUUCGGAUAUCUCAA
Molecule: messenger RNA, 1702 nt
Organism: Pyrus x bretschneideri (Chinese white pear)
Lineage: Eukaryota; Viridiplantae; Streptophyta; Magnoliopsida; Rosales; Rosaceae
Product: protein ENDOPLASMIC RETICULUM-ARRESTED PEN3-like
Exons: 1
Coding region: 16-1560 (514 amino acids)
Biological process (GO): protein homooligomerization
Molecular function (GO): protein binding
Source: RefSeq, a predicted model, not a curated record